Messenger RNA from Phyllostomus hastatus (greater spear-nosed bat), 2828 nucleotides. RefSeq names its product interleukin 18 receptor 1 (gene IL18R1). Gene Ontology annotation, biological process: interleukin-18-mediated signaling pathway; positive regulation of type II interferon production. The record is from RefSeq and is a predicted model, not a curated record. Lineage: Eukaryota; Metazoa; Chordata; Mammalia; Chiroptera; Phyllostomidae. Gene Ontology annotation, molecular function: interleukin-18 binding; interleukin-18 receptor activity.
GGACGAAGCGCUGCUGCCACCUGUAUUACUCUGUCGUCCGCUGGGCAAGUAUUCUAAAAACAAAAUCAGUUUAAGAAUGGAUCAAGGGAAGAGAAUGAGAUGAAUGAAGUUUGUCAGAAAAGCUUGUAGAAGUAGAAUCCUAAAUAUGCAUUGUGGACAACUACCCCUGACACUUUUGGUACUUAUGUUUAUAAGCACUUCAGAAACCUGUACUCUACGUCCUCAUAUUACUGCUGUUGAAGGGGAACCUUUCUAUUUGAAAUAUUGCUUAUCUUCAUCUGAGCAUGAGAAUGAGCCAACCACCAUAAAAUGGUACAAAAGCAAUGAAUCACAUGGACUUGUUGAGUUAAGCUCAAGCAGUUCACCCAGAAUUACUUUGCAUGAUUAUGUUCUGGAGUUUUGGCCAGUUGAGUUGGAUGACAGUGGAUAUUACUUUUUCCAAAUGGGAAAUGAUACUCAUGAAUGGAGAUUAAAUGUCAUCAGAAGAAAUAAACACAGCUGUUUUGCUGAAAAACAAGUAAUUAGUAUAACUGUGGAAGUUAAACGAGCUUUGCAAAUACCCUGCGGUGAACAUAGUUACUAUAGAAAACUAGUCAACAGAACGUUGUUAUAUAAGAACUGUGAAAAGAUAGAGAAGAAUAAAAACCCAUCCUUUCGGAAGAAUGCAGAGCUCAAUGAUCGGGGAUAUUACACCUGCGUGUUUUUCCUUUAUCAUAAUGGAAAAUUAUUUAAUGUCACCAACACCUUCAAUAUAACAAUAGUUGGAGGUUAUAGUAAUAUAAUCCCAGUUCUUCUUGGACCAAAGCUUAAUCACAUUGGAGUGGAAUUAGGAAAAGAUGUACAGCUCAACUGCUCUGCUUUGCUGAAUGAAAAGGAUCUGAUUUAUUGGAACAUCCAGAAAGAAAAUGGAGAGAAUCCUAAUGUACAUGAAGAGAAAGAAAUAAGAAUUAAGACUUCAGAAGGCAAAUGGCAUGCUUCAAAAACAUUGAGAAUUGAAAAUAUUAAUGAAAUAAAUCUAAAUUUUUUAUAUAAUUGCACUGUGGCCAGCGAGGGGGACAUAGACACUAAAAGCUUCAUCUUGCUAAAAAAAGCAGAACUGGAUGAUAUCCCAGACCAUGUCUUCACUAGAGGAAUAAUCAUAGCUAUUCUGAUCUCAGGGGCAGUCGUGUGCCUAAUGAUUGUGGUUGUCACUUAUAGAGUUGACUUGGCUCUAUUUUGUAGACAUUUCAUGAGAAGAGAUGAAACAUUAACAGAUGGAAAGACAUAUGAUGCUUUUGUGUCUUACCUAAAAGAAUGUCAUCCUGAGAAUGGAGAGGAACACGCCUUCGCUGUGGAGAUUCUGCCCAGGGUGUUGGAGAAACAUUUUGGGUAUAAAUUAUGCAUAUUUGAAAGGGAUGUAGUGCCUGGGAGAGCUGUUGUUGAUGAAAUCCACUCCUUGAUAGAGCAAAGCCGAAGACUAAUCAUUGUCCUAAGUAAAAGUUACAUGUCUAAUGAAGUCAGAUAUGAACUUGAAAGUGGACUCCAUGAGGCACUGGUGGAAAGGAAAAUUAAAAUAAUCCUAAUUGAAUUUACACCCAUCAGUGACCUCACAUUCUUGCCCCAAUCAUUAAAACUUUUGAAAUCUCACAGAGUUCUGAAGUGGAAGGCUGAUAAAUCUCUGUCUUAUAACUCAAGGUUCUGGAAAAAUCUUGUUUAUCUGAUGCCUGCUAAAACAGCCAAGCCAUGGAGAGAUGAAUCUGAAGUCUUGCCAUGCUUUCACAGUCCUGAUCUGCAGAAAAGCUGAAUGUAAUAAAGAACUCCUGAUUCUCUGGAGACUGAGUGGAUGAGCCUGUUUAUAACCAAGGGCAUUAUUCAAAAUAUUUAACCCUAUGAAAAUCCUACUCAUAGUCUGAAGAUGGAAUGUCUUUAGAUUGCCAGGGAUAAUACUGAACAUUGAGCUGUGGUUGUGUGUUCCCUGAAGACCCUGGAAUUUAAAAAAGCAAUAGUCUUCCUGUUUUUCCCUCUUCCCUAACUGGAUGUUGAGGCUGGGAACUAUGCAAAAUAACUUAUGCCUUAAAAAAGGGCACAUCUUUAAGAUACUAACAAUUAAACUAUAGGAUUUUAAAUUUAUGAAGUGGAAUUUUCUGUGAGCCAGCAGGUGAAAUAGUAACUGGAAUGGUGCUGUCACCAUCACUCUAUAGCUAGCUACCUAGCUCUAAACAUUGUGGACAGUCCCUGGGAUGUGGGGGAUCACUGACAGGGCUGCGUGCACAGUAGAGGAGUUAGGUUUGAGCCUGCUAUAAUAGAGCCAGUGCCUCAGGAUGUGUUUAGUGUAUGUCUUCCAUGACGACAGGCAGGUUCUUGAAACUCCACUGAGGCACUGCACAGGGCAUGCUUACUUAAGUCUAUUUGUGGGAACUUCUUAAAAGUGACCCAAAACAACUUUUUAUUUUUCCUGAGAAAUACAAAUUUUAAUUCAAAUGAUUCUCCAGGUCUUUCAAAAGUGGUCAAAAAUAUUUGUUGACUUUACGUAAAUGUUUAUAAACAAUAUGGUUGCCAGAUCAUAUUAGCCACCAACCAACAAAAAAUUAUAGUUAUUUGCUUGAGUUUUAAAAAGUCAUACCUUUAAAAUGCCUGUAGGGUGGAUGCAACAUAGCAUGAUGAUUUUGUGUGUGAGCUGUACAGCCAAAAUGCUUGAGUUCAAAUCCUGGGUUUACUUUUUUCUUCUGUGACCUAUGGAACAUUUUCUAAUGGAUCUGUACCUCAGUUUCCUCAUCUGUAAAUUAGAGUUUAUAAUAAUUAUACCUACUUCAAAGGAGGAUUAAAUGAAUAAAGCACCUAUGACAGUU